AUGAUGAGUUGUUGUUGUCACUUAUCACAAAGUAUCAAUUUGAAUGGAUUAAAAAGUACGGUUGGAAACAUAGCAGAAUAUGAGAAGAAAUUAGGACAAGGUAUUCAAACAGCAAAUAAUUACUUAGCAUCAAAUAAUCUACCUAAAUUAAGGAAACGACAACUGCAGUCGAAAUCAAUGCAAGGUGUACAAUCAUAUGGCCAGCAGCAUCAACCAAUGCAACAACAACAACAACAACCGCAGCAACAACAAUCACAACCACAACAACAAAAUUCACAACAACAGCAACCGCAACAACAACAAUCACAACAACAGCAACAACAACCACAACAACAACAAUACUACUCAUCCAAUAUGAUGAUGAAGAGACAAAUGGGAGAGAGCAUUAACCACAAUGCACAACAACCAAUGAGCUCAUGCUCCCAAUCUUCCAAUUCAAACAGAGGACCGGGUGGAUAUGGACAACCCAUUGGUCAAUCACAAAUGAUGAAACGUCAACAACAGUCAAAACUAGCACAAGCUUUCUAUCCUUCACAACAAGGUCAACAACAACAACAACAAUUACAUCAAUAUGGAUAUCCACCCAGUGAGUCUCACAUGCAAAUGGGUGGGAUGAAUAUGCAACCUGAACUAUUCCCACAUUUUCAACAACCUCAACAAUACGAUAACAUAGGAUUUGAUGAAAAUCAACAAGACAUUUAUGAGCCUGUUGAUGGGUCAAAUGAAUUUGAUGACGACGACGACGAAGAACCUAUUAUGGGUGGUGUUAUGAAACGUGAAUUGAUGUAA
Messenger RNA from Schistosoma margrebowiei, 789 nucleotides. Lineage: Eukaryota; Metazoa; Platyhelminthes; Trematoda; Strigeidida; Schistosomatidae. The record is from the annotation of a GenBank genome assembly.